AUGAUUGAGGACGAUACAACUAGGAAGCUGCUGAUAGGUAACGUCAUCAUACUGAUGAAUCCUUUUGCCUCCCGUUUCUGGAGAAGGCCAUGCAGUUCUAGGAUAGAUAGGCAAUGCUUCACCAUCAUGUUGGUCAAGACUGUUGACCCACAGAGUCAGGGACACAGGUUUACCACAAGUCUAUCUGGAUCCGGACAUGCGUAUACAACAUCUGCUACUACACUUCUCCGCGGAUUAGAAGUCACGGCCGUAAACCCCAUGACCAAACCUAAUCAUGCAAUGCACAUUCUACCACUAAACAAGGUUCAUUCUGUGAUGACGGAUAAACAACAGCUGGCCUGCAACACUACCCAAUCCAUAUCCAAGGGUUUAGGGUAUGACGCUGUGCACUUUACCCUGCAUCAACAUCAUCAGCCAUCAGGAUCAGUCGUCAUCGUCCCCGAUGCACAAUUACCGUUGACAGUUCACAGUGUUCUAUCCUUGUCCCGUAAAAGUAAGCACGGCAGUUCAUUCUCCUCACAAAAUUUCUACCACAAUCGUGAUUCCCGUGAUGUCGAUACCGCUUACCGCAUUGAUCUACCCAACCACGUUGUGUUGCUCAGGCGAUCUUAA
This is a messenger RNA of Bipolaris zeicola 26-R-13, 612 nucleotides long. RefSeq lists its product as uncharacterized. The transcript is spliced from 2 exons. Lineage: Eukaryota; Fungi; Ascomycota; Dothideomycetes; Pleosporales; Pleosporaceae. The record is from RefSeq and is a predicted model, not a curated record. The coding region runs from base 1 to 612 and encodes 203 amino acids.